This is a messenger RNA of Solanum pennellii, 366 nucleotides long. Its product is annotated as cathepsin K-like. The record is from RefSeq and is a predicted model, not a curated record. Gene Ontology annotation, molecular function: cysteine-type peptidase activity. Bases 1 to 366 code for a protein of 121 amino acids. The transcript has 3 exons. Gene Ontology annotation, biological process: proteolysis. NCBI's taxonomy places the organism in Eukaryota, Viridiplantae, Streptophyta, Magnoliopsida, Solanales, Solanaceae.
AUGACUGAAGGAGUUUAUUCCGAUGCUUCAUAUCCAUAUGUUGACAAAAAGGAAAACUGUUGUUGCCUACCGAAUGAGGAGAAAACAAAAAUUAAGGGGUUUAAAAAGGUUGACAAUCUUCACUUGGACAAAAAAGCUAAUUCAGAAGCAACCCAUCAGUGGAUGUGUAACAGCUUUCAGGGACAUUUUGGAAAGGAUAUCUACAUUGGGCAAACGGAAGAUGAAAUUCACUUUGAAAAGUUUUUUGGAAGUGAAAAUCAAUCGUCUGUUGCAUGUCAUGCCGUGCUUAUAGUAGGCUUUGGUGUUGAGAACGGGGUAGAUUAUUAUUUGAUUAAAAAUAGUUGGGGAGUAAAUUGGGGUUACUGA